Messenger RNA from Brenthis ino (lesser marbled fritillary), 333 nucleotides. NCBI's taxonomy places the organism in Eukaryota, Metazoa, Arthropoda, Insecta, Lepidoptera, Nymphalidae. The record is from the annotation of a GenBank genome assembly.
AUGCUGAGUCAGAAACAUUUCAAUGAUGCAAAUUUUACUGAUGAUUCUAAGAAGAAGCUACUCAGAACUGCUGUCCCAUCUCCUGCUUUGGAAAAAGAUCACCUUAAUCCCAAUAUCAAGCAGAAAAUUAAAGUAAAAUUAGCUGCACAGGUGUUAAGUCAUACUGUUUCGGGAGGAAUGUAUGCAAAAAUAUUUGCAGGAGAACUCACUGCGAAUGCUACUGUCACCGCAAAUCUUAUAUUCAUGUGUUGUCCACAUCUCAAAUGUUUUGAGGAAAUGAAAAAGUUCUUUUCAACUAUGAAAUAUCGAUAUAAAAGUCUCCUUGAAAACACC